Perkinsus marinus ATCC 50983 is the source of this 612-nucleotide messenger RNA. RefSeq names its product pink-eyed dilution protein, putative. Lineage: Eukaryota; Perkinsozoa; Perkinsida; Perkinsidae. The record is from RefSeq and is a predicted model, not a curated record. The transcript is spliced from 6 exons. The coding region runs from base 1 to 612 and encodes 203 amino acids. Gene Ontology annotation, cellular component: membrane. Gene Ontology annotation, biological process: transmembrane transport.
AUGUACGUUGGCUGUAUAAUCCUCUCACCUCAUGACUUUCAUCGAGUCUUGGAGGCUGUCGAAUGGGAUACCCUCAUCUUCUUUGCCAGCCUCUUUGUCCUCGUAGAGGCCGUCAACGAGCUUGGCCUCAUACGUGCCGUCGGAGAUCUCAUUACCAACAUUAUCACAUCCAUUCCGUUGCCCCAUCGGCUCUGGGUCUCCCAACUACUCAUCCUAUGGAUCUCUGCGAUUGGCAGUGCUUUCCUCGAGAGCCUACCGUAUACUACUACAGUGGCCUACAUACUCAUCAAUCUCCGUGGGCAAGCUGAUCUGGGGAUCCCAGUCACGCCUCUCUCCUAUGCCCUCUCCGUCGGGGCCUGUGUUGGUGGUAUUGGCUCGAUCAUGGGAAGCAGCGCUAAUCUGGUCUGUAUUGCGAUUUCUCAGAGGUACUCCACCGCCCCAGAUGAUUCAGCUGGUCAAUCGGCUGGUGAGCCCAAAUUGGAAGCAGUUGACGAGGAUCGUCCAGCGUACACGUCUACUGGGGGUAUAGACGUUAAUGAAGUCCACCAAAUGGAGAUGAGGUGCCGAAAGCGGCAGCCAACGGAGGCCAAGAAGUUGUCCAUGAGCCAGUGA